Molecule: messenger RNA, 997 nt
Organism: Trichogramma pretiosum
Lineage: Eukaryota; Metazoa; Arthropoda; Insecta; Hymenoptera; Trichogrammatidae
Gene: Pabp2
Product: polyadenylate-binding protein 2
Exons: 3
Coding region: 284-961 (225 amino acids)
Molecular function (GO): RNA binding
Source: RefSeq, a predicted model, not a curated record
UCGUCUAGUGUAGUAUUCUGGAAACAUAUUAUACCUAUACUACCCGGUUGUCCGGCAUUCGGCUAGUUCUUGCCUACGCUGUUUUAGUUAUUAAAUUCUAUUUAUGUUCUAAACUAUCGAGAUUCUUCUCAAUACGAACAUCUGCAGUGUUUAUUUUGUUUUGUUCGAUGCUAAUUUUCAUACUUCAUUCUUGAAAAGAGCUUCGAUUGUUGCACAUAUAAUCUUGUAUAUCCUUCGCUAUCAACAUCUUGUGACAAAAAUCUUGUGACUGCGUUACAGAAAAAUGUCGGAGUCAGACUUAUUAGCAAACGACCAAAUCGACGGCUUGGAUGGCUUAGAAAAUGGCCAAGAAGUCGAAUCCAUGAACUGUGAUCCUGUUAAACGAAGCUUUGGAGAAUCAAACGAUGACCCAGAACUCGAAGCCAUUAAAGCUAGAGUCAAGGAAAUGGAGGAAGAGGCGGCUAAGCUUAAAGAACUUCAAUGCGAAGUUGACAAGCAAAUGAGUUUGGGCAGUCCUCCGGGAACAAGCCCACUAAAUUUAUCAGCAGAGGACAAAAUGGAAGUGGAUAACAGAUCUGUAUACGUCGGAAACGUUGAUUACGCAGCCACAGCAGAAGAGCUGGAACAACAUUUCCAUGGAUGUGGUAGCGUCAACAGAGUGACUAUACUGUGCAACAAAUUCGAUGGGCAUCCCAAAGGGUUUGCAUACAUUGAGUUUGCAGAGCGUGAUUCUGUUCAAACAGCAAUGGCCAUGGAUGAUUCCAUGUUUAGAGGUCGUCAGAUUAAAGUUAUGCCAAAAAGGACCAAUCGUCCAGGAAUGUCACAAACUAACCGAGCCCCUAGAGGUGCACGAGGGUACAGAGGUGCUGCUCGUGGAGUUACCAGGGGUUCUGCUUAUUUUGGGUACAGACCAACGAGAAGGCCAAGAAGUUAUAGACGGGGAUAUUACAUGCCUUAUUAAUGAUACAGUUUUAACCGAUUCGUGACGGUCUUCAUG